AUUGAUUAUUGUGUGGUGCGGAGUGAAGUGAAAAGCUCGUUGUUAUCCAUCGGCACAUCCACCCGAGAUGUGUUUGGAGUUGACUUGUCUAGAUAGCGAUAAAAUUACAAAAUAUUUUAUGAAUAACAAAUAAUUGUGAAUUAAAUUAGAUACCCUCCUUGUUUCUGUUAAUGUUUCACACUUCAAAUCGGGACGUGUUGUAGGCAGGUAGGCUUAAUCGUCGAAAUGAAAGCUUGCCAUUUUCUUUUAUUAUUAUUUGUGUGCACCGAUAUUAUUUUUGGUACGAAAGACACAGAAGAUGAGGAGACCAGAAAGAGGAUACUGGACCAAUUAACAAAGACACGAACUGUGUUAUUAGAUGAUUACCAUUUGGUCACUAGACAGGUUGCCACUGAUGUAUAUAUGUUUAGAAGUUACCGCACCGUUUCUGUUGUGUUCUACCCUGUUAUGAGGGAUGUUACCGACGCUCGCUUCACCUUCCAAUCUGAGGAGCUUCAUUUAAAUAACAUUGGAUCAUGCGAACCACAAGAGGUGAUUAUAAACCUCAAGCACGGGUCCUACCCUGCGGUUAAUCCGGAUGGAUACGACUUUCCCAAAGAUUUCUACGAUCCGGGGAAAAGGGAGCCCAUUUAUACAUUAGAACUGCUGUCAGACGGCAGAAACAAGACGUAUUCCAUAGAGAAUCCCAAGCCAGGCAACUGGUAUGCCUUGAUUUAUAUAAAAUGGGAGGAUCCAAGGACGCAAAAAGUUGAACAACAAGGUCUCGUUGCGAACUGCCAGACGAUACUUUACUCAGAUUUACAAGUAAAACGCAAUGAAGACAUCGAGUUGAUAGACUGUUACAAUGGUUUAACGGAAAUAAACUAUGCCGACUUGCCCGCUCUAUUCAAAUGUAUGUCCGUUGACAGAGUCGACCCGAUCGCUCUCAAUAUCUCAAUAGUCAACACUUCCGUAGGGGACAACGAACUGUUCUUUAGAGUACAAGCCCUAUCUAUACCGACAGUUGAGGAAAAUAUCAUAUAUUGUGCUUUCAAUCCCAGAGCAAAUAAUUUUCAAACCAUCACCUUUAUCCCUCACCCGAAUGCCUGGCAUUACAUCCACAUAGGACCUAUUGAUGGCAAUACAUCGAGUAUCGCUGACUGCGAAUCCUAUUACCUAAGAACAGACAUUGACGAGCUAGUCAACCACACAGUUGUAGACUUUAUGCGGGACGACAAAGGUCGAUUUUUCACCUUUGACUACGGUGUGCCCACCACAGACAUACAGGACACGACGAGUCUUAUUAACAUAACUUCGUCCGAAAUAAAAACGUUUAGGUUCAAAAUCAAUCAGUUUUUAGAUAUCGGAGGGAGUCUAUCAAUAGCAGCUAGUCUUCUUAUGAGUGUUAAAUAUUACAUGGGGUUCAAAAGGGAAGCAGAAAAGGAAACAUUGCUAGCCUUUACUGAGGAUAACCAGUUUUUCAAGGUCGUGUUGUGUGUGGAUAUUGGUCACCCAAGCAUACCAUUGGAGAGUGGUCAUUGCCGGUACAAUGAUAGGGUGACGCCGGCUCUGUUUGUGCUGAAUAGUACAGACUCGGAUUCGAUAUACGACAAGACCUUUAUUCCGUUUCCUGAUAGUGGAACUUGGUAUAUAACUGUUCGGUUGUUCUGUGAUCAGAGUGUUUGCCCUUGCCGUACUGCGGCUAACAAUACGAAGUAUUACGUAGAGGCUGAAGGGAGGAAGGAUAUUGAUGACUCUGUACUUGGGACCAACGAGACUCGGCUCGGUACGUCAGAGUGCAAUGCGACCGUCGUGUUGACGGUGUCUUCGACAUCUUGCGUUUCUGGGAAGUGCAGUAACCACGGCAACUGUUUGGUGAACACGUUCGGGGCGCUGAUGAUGUCAUUUUGCUCCUGUGUUUCUGGAUACGGAAGUUGGGACUGUUCCGAUAGCUCAAGAAUGGAUAGUCGGGCGUACAUGCUGCUUUCGGUCCUGCUCCUAACUCUAAGCAACAUUCUCUUCUUCUUCUCAAUCUACGUCGCGACGAUCCGCCUGUAUUACACGGAAGCUAUGAUGUAUGCCUUCACCAUGAUCUUCUCUACUUUCUACCACGCGUGUGACGCGCCGUCUCAAGUCGCCUACUGCAUCAUAAGAGGUAAUAUCCUCCAGUUUGGAGACUUUUACUGCGGACUCAUGUCUUUCUGGGUAACAUUACUUGCCAUGAGCAUUAUAAACGAGAGGAUACGUUCCUCCUUACAACUCAUAGGUGCAAUAGUAAUAGCUCUACUUACAACGUGGAACAUGCACUCUUUUGUCUCUUUCUUACUCCCUGUCGCAGUCGGAAUAUCAAUAGUUUUCAGUUCCUGGUAUCUGGAUUACAGAAAGCAUAGGAGUCUCAAGUAUCCUAGAUCAUAUUUCUUUAAGCAUAUGCCUAUAGGCCUCAUAUUAGUCACUGUAGGUUUAGUAUCUUACGGUUUCUUGCAAACGGAACAGAAUUAUAAAAUCGUGCAUUCACUGUGGCACAUGAUCAUAGCUUUAAGUGUUGGGUUCUUGUUGCCCGAUGUCAAACGGGCGAAUGACGUCAAUCCGUUCUUACCAAGCAGUGGUUACUACAAAAUGCCUUUUUCUAGUAUAUUCCGUAGAUCUCCAGCGCCUAUAGCGAAUGAUUAGUGUGACUAAAACAAUGACGUAUUUAUUAGGACAUAAGGGUUAUUUUUGUAAUAUAAAUGUUGGUUAUUGUAAGACCAAUGUUGUAAUUAAGUACAAGUAGCAUAAUACUAUAAUAUUCUUAGCUUUUUUUAUUCAUCACAAGAGUGAACAUUGCGAACAAAUAUAGAGGUGCAUUUUUUUUACUUAGUCGUAGGAACAAAUAAAUAAUAACCUAGUAUUUUUUCUACUAGUCAUCCAUGGAGUACAGAAUUGUUUUAUACAGGUCUCGUGUCAAUACAAAACUUUUCUAUGGCGUAUUUUUAUAAUGAAUUAGUUAAGCAAAAGUUUGAGACGAUGGAAUUGAUACCAAGGUUGGUCAGCUUAGCCAACAUUCCUUUGGUACUGCCGAGUUAUAAGCGGUGACUCAAUCAGUCAGUGUUGGCUGACCAAUGUUUGUUAUGCAUUGCAAUGUUGGUGGUCCAAUAUAUGCCCCAUCUUGGAUGCGAAGUGAUGGUUAUACCAAAUAGAUAUUUACUCUUCAAAUAUAUGUAUAUACUGACUAUUAUAAGGAAAUAUUAUACCUUAAAGUUGAGUACUCAUUCCUACAAUGCAUUUUGAUGUUAGGCUAAUGUAAGUAUAAUGAAAAAAAUGUAAUUAAUAAACCUGUUGUACUAAAUGUUAUUGAAUAUAAAUACUAAAUUAAGCCUAUGACUGCCGACAGAAAACUAUUGAUGGCAAAUCCUCCGCUACCGUUAGUCACCGGUCACGUGUUAAUUAUAAUACUUACGUAACUAUUCGAGAGUGCUCGACUAGUUUCGAGCUACGUGCGGGAGCUAUAAACAUGAAAAACAUGCGCGCUGAUUUAAAAUUAAUCGAGCAACCUCAAACAGUUAAGUUACAUGGUUACGAAUUCGGUGUUACACGAAACUUAUUUAUAAAAAUAUAUGUACCAUAAAAAGUAUAUUUAUAAAAUGGUAUUAUAAAUCCAUUAAGAUCAUUGUGCGCAAAAGCCUCCUUCAAUUAUAUGAAAGUGUUUAGGGGACAAAAAGGUUGCACUUUAUGAUAUUAUUCUUACAGAAAAAGUCUUAUUAGUCGUGGCAGUAAAUAGUACAUAACCUCAACGUUACCUAUGAAUUGAUAUAAAAUUAACAACGGUAGGUAAAAACGCUAACAUAUAAUUUAAUUUGAGUUAAAAGAAAAACAUAAAGUUGUUCAAAAAAUAUAUACCAGCCAGAAACUUAACGACAUGUUUUUUAAAACUUUUAUUAAAAACUUUCUUACUGUUCGAGAACGUUCAGUUCAGUUCCGUUAUAUUUGAAUUUGACAGAUUUUAAAAUUAUUGUUUAUUGCAAUUUUUAAUCUGUUACGACCAGUCUAAGGGUGUCAUUAACCUCU
Molecule: messenger RNA, 4023 nt
Organism: Spodoptera exigua (beet armyworm)
Lineage: Eukaryota; Metazoa; Arthropoda; Insecta; Lepidoptera; Noctuidae
Source: the annotation of a GenBank genome assembly